Messenger RNA from Fulvia fulva, 294 nucleotides. RefSeq lists its product as uncharacterized. The coding region runs from base 1 to 294 and encodes 97 amino acids. The transcript has a single exon. NCBI's taxonomy places the organism in Eukaryota, Fungi, Ascomycota, Dothideomycetes, Mycosphaerellales, Mycosphaerellaceae. The record is from RefSeq and is a predicted model, not a curated record.
AUGCCAUCACUCUACCUCACCAUGAUUCUGGCCAUCUUUGCCUCCGCCAUUCUCCCGAUCAGCACCUCUGCACUGCCCCAGUCCGACCUCUCCAAGCGAGACACGAUCAAAUUCUGUCCGGGCAUGAACAGUCAAAUCUGGGACUCCCCAAGCGGCGCCACUACAUGGAAGCUCAGCUGUGACAGAGACACCAUCAACGAUGGCACCGAACACGCGAUGGUGCCGGUUUCGGGAGGCACUGAUAGCUUCGAGGACUGCAUCAAAGUCUGUGGCAAUGCCAAUAACAACAGGUGA